Molecule: messenger RNA, 4257 nt
Organism: Nilaparvata lugens (brown planthopper)
Lineage: Eukaryota; Metazoa; Arthropoda; Insecta; Hemiptera; Delphacidae
Exons: 5
Coding region: 150-1961 (603 amino acids)
Source: RefSeq, a predicted model, not a curated record
CACCCUUAACUUAAGCCGGUAUUGCUGAGGGAAGAUCAGCUUUGUUCAUUAGGAAUGAGGACAACUCUGAAAGUAAUGGUCAUCGCACAACAAGACAUGGAUUGCUGUCUCAAAGUACUCUCACUACUGAUUCGUUUGCAUCACCAUCAAUGGAACAUACUGUCCAUAACAUACUACAAUGGCUUCAGGGAAAAUACACUCAGAAUAACAGGAUAGCUCGCCAACAGUAUCCAUCACGGCAAUAUUUGCCAUCUCUAUCAGAAGCCGAAAUAUCAUCAACCCAAAUGCCUCGACCAUUCCAGACUCCCCAACCUCCCAUCUAUCAGGAGCAGUCCACGCCAAAUCAAGGUGAAGAGCAGUAUCAGACUGGCAGACAGGGAUUGGCGGUAGAGGAGGAGAAAUCAGGAUAUCCUUAUCAACAACAGCCAACUCCAGAAUUCAAUAUUCCAACCAGAACAGACCAACCCCCUCAGUCUUCACCUUAUCCUAAAGUAUACCAUACACAAGGUUAUCCAACUAUUGACACACCGACUUCAACAUUGGCUGCACAGACACCUAAAACAGUAGCUGGGUUACCAUCAGUUGAUGAUGGCUUCCUCCAAUCAGACAGGUCGACAACUUCAGCACCACCAUAUGAUGCAGGCCAAUCGGUGACAACUACUGGCAAUGAAAUCGACUCUGACGCAUCACAAUCACAUCCUCCACACAUCCACGACAUUCGUGUUGAAUGCAGCAAAGACAGUAUGACAAUACAAAUUGAAUUCAAUCGUAGGUUUGACGGUGUUAUAUAUUCGAAAGGUUAUUACAACACACCAGCUUGCAGGCAUGUCAGUCCAGAUUCCGGACAGACAAAAUACAAUUUCACAGUCAUGUUGAAUUCUUGUGGAACACAGUUUGUGGAUGAGUUUAGUCAGGGAAAACAAGCUUAUUUGGAGAAUGUGUUGGUGCUUCAGAAUGAAAUUGGUAUACAGGAAGUAUGGGACUCAGUUCGAAGUGUAAGAUGCUUAUGGGAAGGAAACCUGAACAAAGCUUUGAGUGUUGCUCUGAGUGUGGGAAUGCUGAACCAAGAAGUGGUCACUUUCAGUGGUGAUACUGCAACUGCAAGGUUGGAUAUUCAAAUGGGCCGAGGUCCAUUUGCUCCUUCAGCCAAUGGCCUUGUUAAAAUAGGAGAGCCCAUGACAUUGGUUGUCACUGUUGAAGGGGAUCCCGCAUUCAACGUUCUUGUUCGGGAAUGUACUGCUAAAGAUAAUGAUCCUGAAUCUGGUAAUUUGGUUAAAUUGACCGAUGAUGAUGGCUGUAUUCUGAAACCAAAAUUGAUGGGUGCAUUUCAAACGGCUAGGAAUCCAGAUACAAACUUAGUCAUUGCAUAUGCUUUCUUCAAUGCAUUCAAAUUUCCUGACAUAAUGGAUCUCACAAUUGAGUGUAAUAUAGAACUUUGCAAGACUGAAUGCAAGCCUUGCUCAAUUGCUGACCAGGGAACAGAACCAGGAAGAAGGAGAAGGAGAGAUGCAGAUCAAAAUUCUGUAACAUAUGAUCUUAGUAAUAAUUUAAAAUUAAUGUUAAGUGGAUAUCCAGUAAUAUUCAGUCAUCAUCCUUCAAACGAAACAAAACUCGGUCAGAACAUCGUUGCAUCAGUGAACAAACUUACACCUAAAAGUGAGAUUCAUUAUCGGUUGCUGAAUAGCAAUGAUGAAUUGCUUUCAAAGGAUUUCAUCAAUUUUGAUCCUAUAGUUGUGAAUAGACAGUUCAUGGUUUAUGCUCCAGGAGAUAUACUGACUUCUGAGCACGUCCGUCAAGUUACUUCAAUGCGAGUACAAAGUGAUACUAACGAAAAAAUUACAAUUUGUCUGACACCAUUGUCAUAUUUCUCCGUUGCAGUUGCUCUCAUCACAACUUUGGCACUUAGUUGUGGGUCAUGCAUCAUGCUUUGGCAAAGAAAAAGGGCGAAGACAGUUUUUUGAAAAUUAUCUCUACUGAUAGUUGUUACUUAAAUACACUACACUGAAUUUAUAGAAAGCUUUGAAAUAUCUUAAAGCUUCUUACAUAAUAUAUAUCAAAGACAAAUGUAGUAUUCCAGUAAUUUGAAUUCAAUACACAACACUAAAUUUAUAGAAAGUUUCGAAAUAUCUUAAAACUUCUUACAUAAUAUCUACCAAAUACAAGUGUAGUAUUCCAGUAAUUGGAAUUCAAUCAACAAAGCUAAUAUUAUGAAAAAUAUAAACAACAACGAAUGAAAUUCCAUGAAUUUCAAUGACUAAAGGCAAGACAGUAAUGCAAUAAGAGCGAUAUUGGGUAUUGAUAAUAAAUUCCCCAAAUUGGUAGAAUGCAUAAUGCCGCUAAUAAAAUAUUAUUGAAUUGAUAAUGUUCACUAUAUAUUCAAUAUUGGAGGCACAAAUUAUAAGAAAAUCACUUCAAGUAGCUCCUCUUAUUCUUGUCUUAAGCCCUUAUUCACUUUCCAUAUAGUCAAUAACAGUGAAUCUACUAAAAAGACUAACUUCAUUUUCGUUUGUGAUGUAGGCCUACAUACUUCCUAAACACGUCAUGAACAGUCUUGAAAAUAAAGAUACGGUAUUUUACAAGAAUAAAUUCGAAUAACCUGCAUAUUCAGUUGAUAGGAUCAUACUGUAUCAAUGCUUAGGAUAUCACUUCCAAAUAGUCCAAUUUUCCAAAUGGUAGUGCAAAUAUUCCAACUUUAUCCCGAAAGAUGCCAGAUGACGUAGUUAAUUAAGGGCACUAAUUAUUCCCUGGAGCAGGAAAUGAACUAGUGAGAUUUACUUGAAACUGUCAUCACUCCUCAUAUAUAUUGUACCGAUUUUUAUAUAAAUAAGACCAACACUCCCUAUUCGACCAGUAUGACAGUUUGAAGUGAAUUUCACUAUAGUCCUGUGCUUCCUAUAGGCCUACAUUAAUUUCCCUUCACCCAAAUUUAUAAUAAUGUAUCAUUGAACUUCUUCAGUACAAUUUUUUCCUCCAGAAGGCUCAAAAAGCUUACUUCAACAUUAAUCAGGCUUUCCAUCUGCAAUCGUAGACACUCACACUUUGGAAUUUCUUGGAGAGUAAAGUAAGGAGGGAGGAGGAUGGAAAAAAGUAGUACUUGAGUAUUUUGUUGCAGAGAGUAAGAUACAACUUAAGAUAGUUGAAGGGGAAAAUAAUAUGAUUGGCAACUCUCAUGAAAGUACACACAAAUGUGAACAAAUGUGUGAGUUAUGUCAUAUUCAGAGUAAGGGAUUAUUGAUUUAUAAACAAAUUAAUUCAUACAAUGAAAAAAUUGAAUUGAAUUGACAAUUUUUAUUCAAUCAAAAUUGUACAUAAUGAUAACAUUUCAACAGGUUUAACCAAGCAUAAUGCUUGCAGCACAAACAUAAGAAUGUUUGAAUUAAAUAUUAGAACUAAAGACAUCAUAGCAUCUAGACUAAAAUAAUACGAUCAUAUAAUAUUUAUGGAGUAGUAGUGAAUUGUGUUGUUUUCUAUAAGAAAUUAUACAAAUUGAUAUAUCCUAGAACUUGAGAUGAACUUUUCAUCUUGAUAUACCUUGAAGAAAUUGUUAUAAGCUAUAGAAUUCAUUGCAGAUGCUAAUUGUUUUUCAAGUCAGAAUGAGGUGGAGUACACUGAUCAUAUUCAUGAGCAGGCUUCAUUAUUGACAAUGUCAUAAAUGGACAUGAAUUUUUUUUCAAAUGUUGAAAAUUUCGUGAAUUGUAACUGGAAUAUGAUGGGCGAUAAUAUAAUUUAAUAAUGAUUAUAAUUUAGUGAUAAAUAUACUAGUAUAGUUAUCAAUAUUAAUGAAUAUUAUGAAUCCUCAAGAGGAGAAGGCAUCCAAAUUUAUCGCUCUAGUUCAUUAUCGCAAAUAUGUAACAAACAUAUUAGUUGUAAAGUAUGUAUUUGAAAAAUGAGUUUCUUGUCCCAGAGUCAGAAAUUGUAUUGGUAUUGAUAUAGCACCCGAAUAACUUAUAAUGAGUAAGUGAUGAUUCAACUCCUCAUAUUCAUGCAAUAAUAAAACAAUUGUUUCUUAAUAUUGGUUUCAAGUUUCUACUGAUUCUGUACGAAAUUGACACCAUAAGAUAAUUUUAUUUAUUGUUUAGUUUAUUUCUUAUUUGAAUUUUGAAAUAAAACUGCUAGUAAUUGUGGGUAAAUGCAUUUUUCAGUAAUAGAUUAUUGUACCGCUUUAUUUUCUAAAAAAUGAAAACUUGUUCCAAGUGUUGAUAUUGAAGUAACAAAUGCAACUAAUAAAACACUUCAUAGAAUUUCAAAUUGUUAAUC